Molecule: messenger RNA, 1815 nt
Organism: Saccostrea echinata
Lineage: Eukaryota; Metazoa; Mollusca; Bivalvia; Ostreida; Ostreidae
Product: receptor-type tyrosine-protein phosphatase kappa-like
Exons: 16
Coding region: 1-1815 (604 amino acids)
Biological process (GO): protein dephosphorylation
Molecular function (GO): protein tyrosine phosphatase activity
Source: RefSeq, a predicted model, not a curated record
AUGUCUGCGGCUGCUCCUUUAGAAGAUCCGGAAGAAGAGCCUUACGAGGAGAAUCCGGAAGAAACUGUUUACUAUAAAAACUUAACAGUGGCUAAAGAUAUUCCCGUAAAAGAUAUACAUGGUGUGAUAAAGCAAAGAGAAGCAGAUGAAAACGCAGGAUUUAUCAAAGAAUUCAAGUCGCUUCCUUAUGGAGAAAGGUUUGACUGUACCAUUGCAAAGCAGGACGAUAACAUGCCAAAAAAUAGAUUUAAAACAACAUUUCCUUAUGAUCAUUCCAGAGUUAUUUUAGAAAUGAGUGACGGAUUUGAUUCAGAUUAUAUAAAUGCAAAUUACAUUGAAAAUAUGGAUGGGAAGCGCGAGUAUAUAGCUUGUCAAGGUCCACGAAGUAACACUAUUGUUGACCACUGGAGAAUGAUAUGGCAGGAACACGUUGAAUACAUUGUAAUGUUAACCAAUCUCAUUGAAGGACCCAAGGUGAAAUGCCAUCAAUAUUGGCCAAAUGAGAGCAAAGAACUGAAUCUCGGUGCUUUUUCUGUGAAGUUGAUUGAAGAAAAAAUAUAUGCAUACUAUGUUGUGAGGAAAAUGAAUCUUUGGAAGAAAAGGGUUACUGGUUCAAGGACGGUCGUACAAUUUCAUUUCACUAGAUGGCCAGACCAUGGGACACCUAAUCCUUUGAACCUGAUCGUGUUUCUCAGACAUUUCCGGCAUAAAAUUAGACCCUCCCAACAUCCAAUUAUUGUUCAUUGCAGUGCUGGUAUCGGUCGAACGGGAACGUUCAUUGCUCUGGACGUCCUCUCCAGAUACGGAGAAGAACAUGAUAAAAUCAACGUCAUUGAGUUUGUUAAAGCCAUGCGUAAAGAUAGGAUGACCAUGAUUCAAAACGCUGAUCAAUACGUCUUCCUUUACCACGCUCUAUUUGAGUGCUUCCGGAGAAAGGGGGGUUUCAUCAGCAGGACGGAGUUUAUUGAGUUAUAUGGCGAAAUGGAGAAACCGGAAACAAAGAAACGACUUAGGAAUGAGUUCAAUGCAUUAACAAGUUUAAAGCCAAACUACACAGCAGACGAUUUCAAAACAGGACGACAGCACAUAAAGCUUAGUUUUGCCACUUCUGUUUUACCAGUUGAAAGAUACAUUGUGUAUUUAACAUCAACUGUGAAGGGACGAGGGCAGUACUACAAUGCAGUGAAUGUCUCGUCGUUUACCAGAGCUGAGGAGUUUAUCUCUGCGCAAUAUCCGGUAUCAGGAGCAGCCAUUGAUCUUGCUCGAUUGCUGGUUGAUCAGAAUUCAACAUUCUUGAUCUCGCUGAACCCUUUAUCAGAAAUCAAAGAGAUAAAAGAUUGGGUUGACAGUAGAAUGAAGAAAAUUAAUUUGGCUCCAUAUGAAAUCACAAUGAUUACACAGGCAAUGGUGUCAAACAUUUUGCGGAAGACGGACAUUCAAAUCAAACGAAAUCAUAAUAAAUUGCAUCCAGUGCAGAUAUUUGAAUGUCUUAAUUGGAGUUUUCGUAAUAUUCUACCAGAAGAAACCUCUACGAUGACAAAUUUAAUAAAACAAUUCUGUUUGGAUAGAAAAUCUCAUCCAGAUGGUCCUAUAACCCUUGUUUCUAAGGAUGGAGCAACGUGUUGUGGAGUAUUCAUAGCUAUCUAUAAUGCAAUAGAACAACUACAAAAAGAUGACGAGGUUGACCUAUUAACCAUAGUACAGCAACUGCAGUGCCGCAGACCGGAAAUGAUAUCUACAAAGGAAGAUUACGAGUUUUGCUUCAAGGCAGUUUAUGAUUAUCUGAAUAUGGACAGCAUGUAUGCCAACACCUAG